AUGCACAGUAAUUUGGAAUUCAGUUGCAGAAUUCCUCACCACUAAAUAGUCAACAAGAAAAUUGUCUAUGUCAUGAUAUUCAUUUCGCACUCUUAUUGCUCUGCAAAGGUCUAACAUCUUAGAUAUUCAGAUGCUGAAAAAUUGCAUAUGAAAUUGGAUAAGUCAUUAUAAUAAUUGCGUAUUUCGGUCAAUUUACCUUAAUUUCCUGGCAAGAAACUAUUUGGUAGUCAUAAUGAUUCAGAAUAAGGAAUUUUAAGGCGUAGAACUGAAUUACAAGACUAUUUCAACCAAUUACUUAAAAUUGAUAAACUAUAUUCCAUCCCUUAUAUGAAAUCCAUGUUGCCCAAUAUCAUUGAGAAUAAAAAUGAAAUUACUUAAUUCUCUUAGAAUAAGUAUUAUAAUAUAAUAAAUGCACUUAGACCAGAAUAAUAAUACAACUUUAUUAUUGAUUCAUUCUAGCAAUUAGACACGUUUGUACUGUAUUUCGUUCAAGUUCUAGAUAAUUUUAAUAAAACUAAAUGGAGAUUCAAAACUAGAUAUUCAGAUUUGAGAGAUAUUCACUAAGCUCUUAAGGAAUAAAUCAAAGUUAAUAUACCUGAAUUCCCUAAAAGGAAGAUUUUUGGAAUCACAAAUGAUGAUCCCUAAGAAAUUGAAAAUAGAAAAAGAAAUUUAGAAAUCUAUUUAAAUUCUAUUUACGCUAUUCCAGAAUUAUCAUGUACAGAUAUUUUAGAUUACUUCAUUCAAAAUAGUAGAAGGGAAUCCUAAAAACUAUAAAAAUUUGAUGAAUAAAAAUUGCUAUUAAAAUUAAAACUUCAACAAAAAUAAUAAAAACAGUAAUAAAUAGAACAAUUGUAAAAAAAACUAUUGAAUAUUGAAAAUCCAGAUAGUGAUGAUAAAACAGAAAAGCAAUCUUUGAAACUAAUCUCAUAAAUCCCUAGAAAAGGACUAUUCGUCAUUAAAGAGCUAAUAGAUAAAUAUGAGGAUGAUAAUACUACGUUAGUAAGAUACGGUUGCUUAUCUACUCAAACAUUAAAUACUGUAGGUAUUAAUCAAAUGUCUUCAAUUUCUUUACAAGAGAAUCCAUGCGAGAAGGAGAACUUAUAAAUAACUACACAACCUAAAGCAGGAUAAAUUAUCAUAAAUGACCUCAAAAAUGAUAUUUUAACAUAAUUUGAAGAUAGAAAAGAGGAUGUUUAAUCAACCGAUUAAAAAUGA
Paramecium tetraurelia is the source of this 1215-nucleotide messenger RNA. RefSeq lists its product as uncharacterized. Gene Ontology annotation, molecular function: phosphatidylinositol binding. The record is from RefSeq and is a predicted model, not a curated record. Gene Ontology annotation, biological process: intracellular protein transport. NCBI's taxonomy places the organism in Eukaryota, Ciliophora, Oligohymenophorea, Peniculida, Parameciidae. The transcript is spliced from 4 exons. Gene Ontology annotation, cellular component: early endosome.